Molecule: messenger RNA, 2153 nt
Organism: Triplophysa dalaica
Lineage: Eukaryota; Metazoa; Chordata; Actinopteri; Cypriniformes; Nemacheilidae
Gene: g6pc3
Product: glucose-6-phosphatase catalytic subunit 3
Exons: 6
Coding region: 317-1336 (339 amino acids)
Biological process (GO): glucose 6-phosphate metabolic process; gluconeogenesis
Cellular component (GO): membrane
Molecular function (GO): glucose-6-phosphatase activity
Source: RefSeq, a predicted model, not a curated record
GUAAUGCGGUAGAAACAGAUGAGAGAUCAGCCAACUGGACAGAAAAGAAGCAUCUUUGCAUUCAUUUUGAGUCAGUUUCUCAAACGUUAAAUCAUUGCUAUAAUUCAUCACUUAACAGACUAUUCGUCUGUUGGUUUCUCGAAUUUCUCGAUUAUAUUCUAAGUUAAAAAUAUAAGGUGACAAAAGUUGAUUACUAUGGAAACAAGUAAGUAAUUAUAAACAACUGUCUGGGAGAACCUGAUACCCUCUAUUUGUGGACACCUGCUUUUUUAUUAUCCAGCAUAACCUUAUAUCCAUCGACAACCGUAUUCGUAAUAUGGAGAUCAUAUACCACCAAGGCGUGUUGAUGGCUGAGGCUCUUCAGCUGAGAACGAAACGAUUUGAAGAUUUUUGGCUUGUUUCUUCCCAUAUGGGAGACCCCAAAGCUGCAGUUCUCCUGUUAUUUCCAGUUGCGUUUUAUGUACAUCGGCGGACUGGCAUCGCUGUCAUCUGGGUGGCAGCUUUAUCAGAAUGGCUGAAUUUAGUCCUUAAAUGGAUCCUAUUUGGGGAGAGGCCCUACUGGUGGAUAAGACAAUCGGGCUUGUUUUCUGAAAACCCACUGAAUGUCCAGCAGUUCAUAUCCACUUGUGAAACUGGCCCAGGCAGUCCCUCAGGUCACGCUAUGGUCACUGGUGCUGUCUGGUGGGUGAUUGUGUCCUCUUUGGCUGUAUUCUUUCAUGCACGCACAGGCAGUAAGGUGUUAGCUGCAGUGCCGUACUUGUUUUAUGCAGUUUUGUUGGGAUGUGUAGGUCUUUCCCGGAUAUUUAUCCUGGCUCACUUCCCUCACCAAGUCAUCGCAGGUCUUCUGACAGGGGUGAUGCUGGGGGUUUGUCUGAACCGAUCUGUGCCUGAAGGUCGCCCUCUUCUGUUCUUCUUGGGCUACAGCAUGGCUCUUCUCUUUGGGGCUCUUCUGCUGCACUCUGCUUUGCAGAGCAUUGGAAUUGAUCUGUCUUGGUCUAUUGUGCUGGCUAAGAGGUGGUGUUCUCACUCAGAAUGGGUUCGAAUGGAUACAGCACCCUUUUCCUCUCUAACCCGUGAUACUGGGGCUCUGUUAGGUCUUGGACUUGCACAGUUUUGGAAGCCAGGUGGUUGGACUCUUCCUUGGGUACCCAGGACUCUUUGUCUGGCUCUCUCAUCACUGGCCCUCCACUAUGUCAACAGUUUCCAGCUACCCACGUUUCCUCCUCUGCUCUUCUACUCCCUGUUCUUCCUCAAAUACACUCUUGUGCCACAGGUGGUCAUGGUAUUAAUCCCAGGAUUUGUGCAUCUCCUAACAGCCAAACCCAAGAAAGACUGAAAAGGAAAAUUUUGACGAAUGUCAGAGACAUUUCUGGUGUCCUUAAACCAGACAUCAAUGCCAAAUGCGUAACACGGAAAGAACCAAGCGCUAAAACAUCAGUAAUUUAAGAAGUCUUAUUUAUAAACACGCAGAUAAUACAGGUAAUUACUCCAGUGCAUGAAUACAUUGAAGAUUUUUCUGUGCCACUAUAUACAGCAAGUACACUGCGGUAUAUAAAGGCUGUUAUAUACCCAUUUUGUCUAUCAUCUAUUUAAAAACAUAAUUUUGGUCUUUUAUAUAAUUGUUAUUUAAUUUGCUUGAAAAAAUAGAAUUGCACAUUUUUUCUGUGUGACCCAAACAUUUUCUUCUAUAACUUGACAGGUUCUUUGUAGAUCGAUGGAUCUUGUUCUACUUCGGUUGCUCAGUUUAUGUAGUCUUUUUAGAGUUCUUUAAACGGUCUUGUAUUAAAGGUGUUUUUAUUUACUUUAGCAAUAGCAAAAUAAUUCGGCAAAACAAGUCAAUGUUCCUGGCCUGACAUCUCAGUAUUUUCCAAGUUAUCGCUAAAGUGUUCUGAAAGAUUUCCAGGCAAGUUUCCUACUGUACAAUAUGUUCAUGUAUCCAGAUGAGGCUGAGGAAUUUCAAUGCAAUUUUAUUUGAUUUUCCUGACUUUUCUGAUCCAUUAGAAAGUAAUAUUACACAUUUGAUGUAUCAUUUAUGUCCACAGCUCCAUGGGAUGAGGUACUGUAUGUGGCUAGGUUAAAUAUUUAUCUUAAAAUUCUAUUUAAGAAAAAGUUAUGUUUCUUUUAUUCUCAUACAUGACAGCGGUUCUGUAUAA